AUGUCUUAAAAAAAAUUAACUAUUUACUUUUGCGGCUCUAUGAGAGGAGUAAAUGCAAAUCAUUAAAACUAUCAAACUAUAGUUUAAGAGUUGAGUAAAUAUGGUGAAGUAUUGACAACACACGUUGCUUAUCCUGAAAUGUCAAAUAAGCUUGAGCAUAAGAUGAAUGAUAAAUAGAUAUAUGAAAGAGAUUAUAGUUGGUUUACUGAAUCUCAAGUUAUGGUUGCAGAAGUUACUGCACCCUCUCAUGGUGUUGGUAUGGAAUUGGGUUGGGCUUCUUUGAGAUAGAAUUACAAGACCUUAUGUCUCUCUUAAAAGGAAAAAGAAUUUAAAACUUCUGGCCUUAUUGCAGGGUGCCCCACUUUUGAAUACAAAGAAUACUAGAAUUAGGAAGAUAUUGUUGCAAUAAUUGCUGAAUUUAUGAAAUAAUUAUAAUGA
Messenger RNA from Tetrahymena thermophila SB210, 438 nucleotides. RefSeq names its product 2'-deoxynucleoside 5'-phosphate N-hydrolase. NCBI's taxonomy places the organism in Eukaryota, Ciliophora, Oligohymenophorea, Hymenostomatida, Tetrahymenidae. Gene Ontology annotation, cellular component: nucleus. The record is from RefSeq and is a predicted model, not a curated record. Gene Ontology annotation, biological process: deoxyribonucleoside monophosphate catabolic process. Gene Ontology annotation, molecular function: 5-hydroxymethyl-dUMP N-hydrolase activity. The transcript has a single exon.